CACACCCCGCCCCACCCUGGCGCGGAGCAGACGCAAGGCGGGGCGGUCUCCAAGGCAACCGGAUUCAACAGUUCGAGCCCCGCGGGCGUCCAGAGGCCUCCCGGCGCCCACCCGAAGGCAUGUGCGCGGCGGAGGUGGACCACCACGUAGCCCAGCGAUACCUGCUCAAGAGGCGGCUGGGGAAAGGGGCCUAUGGCAUCGUGUGGAAGGCAGUGGAUAGGAGGACUGGCGAGGUCGUGGCCAUCAAGAAAAUCUUCGAUGCCUUUAGAGAUAAGACGGAUGCGCAGAGAACGUUCCGGGAAAUCACGCUGCUCCAGGAACUGGGGGACCAUCCCAACAUCAUCCGCCUCCUGGAUGUGAUCCGGGCGGAGAAUGACAGGGACAUUUACCUCGUGUUUGAGUCUAUGGACACAGAUCUGAACGCCGUCAUCUGUAAGGGCAGGCUGCUGAAGGACACCCACAAACGCUACAUCAUCUACCAGCUGCUGCGGGCCACCAAGUUCAUCCACUCGGGACAUGUCAUCCACCGGGACCAGAAGCCGUCCAACGUUCUCCUGGACUCCAGCUGCUUGGUGAAGCUCUGCGACUUUGGUCUCGCCCGCUCCCUUGGUGACCUCCCUGAGGGGCCUGAGGGCCAGGCCCUGACAGAUUACGUGGCCACGCGCUGGUACCGGGCUCCCGAGGUGCUGCUGUCCUCCAGCUGGUACACCCCCGGGGUGGACAUGUGGAGUCUGGGCUGCAUCCUGGGAGAGAUGCUGCGGGGAAGGCCCCUGUUCCCAGGCACGUCCACGCUGCACCAGCUGGAGCUCAUCCUGGAGACCAUCCCGCCGCCGUCCAAGGAGGGCGCUCCCGGUCCCACCCCAUGUUCCGUCCACCCACCUGCAGACCUCCUGGCUCUUGGCUCAAGCUACAGUGCCUCGAUCCUGCCCUGCCUACGGGCCUGGCCACGGCAGCCGCUGGACACCCUCCUGCCGCCAGACACACCCCCGGAGGCCUUGGAUCUCCUCAGGGGCCUCCUGGUAUUUGCCCCGGACAAGCGGCUCAGCGCAGCCCAGGCACUGCAGCACCCCUACGUGCAGAGGUUCCACUGCCCGGCCCGUGAGUGGACCCUGGAUUCGGCUGUGCGGCUCCCAGUGCUCGAAGGAGUUCAGCUCUCAGCCCCCGAGUAUCGCAGCCGCGUCUAUCAGAUGAUCCUGGAGCGCAGGGCCAACAGCCGGGUUCCCAGAGAGAAAGGCGUGGGGGGCACACCCCCGGGCGCAGAGCCCGGCGCCCCCCCGCCCCAGGCGCACCUGCUCAGAGCCAGCGCCGCCCCUCCGCCCGCCCCGGGCUCUUCCACGCGGAACCCCGGACGCAGACCUCAGAGCGGCCCGACUCAGCGGGCCGCGCCGGACGUUGCCUGCGGAGCCAAGAACCUUCCGCGGCAGAACUCGGCCCCUCUGCUCCAGCCUCCGCCCCCACGAGGUCUCGGGAGAGGGGAGAGGCCCCCUGGGGCGACGCCGGAGGCCCCCUCGUGGGUGAAGCCCAGUGGCAAGGGGGCGGCGCCCUCCCUCGCCAGGCAGGCCGCCGCCCAGGUGGCCAUCCAGGCCCUAGUCCGGAGCGACGGGAACCCGGGCCGAGAGCUGCGCGCCAGCGGCGCGCAACGGGUCCCUCGCGGGCUUCCCGCGGACGGACGGCCGGAGCCCCGGCCCGGCCGGAGGAUGUUCAGCGCCUCGGCCUCGCAGGGGGUCCAGGACGCCGCAAGGGCUGCGCUCGGGGGCUACUCUCAAGCGUACGGUACCGUCUGCCGCUCGGCACUGGGCCGCCUGCCGCUGCUCCUGGGUCCCCGCGCCUAAGCCGCCCCACCGGCCUUCAGACCGGCUCUUCCGCUCAGCCCGUGCCCCUUGCCCAGUUCCCUGCCCCUCUCCCAGCCCGAUUUACCCCCCCAGUCCC
Molecule: messenger RNA, 1929 nt
Organism: Mustela lutreola (European mink)
Lineage: Eukaryota; Metazoa; Chordata; Mammalia; Carnivora; Mustelidae
Gene: MAPK15
Product: mitogen-activated protein kinase 15
Exons: 14
Coding region: 120-1832 (570 amino acids)
Biological process (GO): protein phosphorylation; intracellular signal transduction
Cellular component (GO): cytoplasm; nucleus
Molecular function (GO): ATP binding; MAP kinase activity
Source: RefSeq, a predicted model, not a curated record